AUGUCGUCUCGUAGAAGAAGAGCAUAUCCACAGCCAAAUUAUGCUGCACAGUCACCUUAUGGAGCCACAACGGUUCCAGCAGGAAAUGCCGCACCUGGUGCACCAUCUGCAUACUCGGUGGAUCAAGCAGCUCAAGGAAUAAGCCAAAUGAACAUUAAUGGUGCUGGAGCGAUGCCACAGGGUGUUCCUGGUGUUCGUGGCGCUGCAACUCCCCUCAAUCCAAUCAGUCCAAAUAUUCCAACUGCAGGUGCCAAUCCUGUCAAUUCGGCAUAUUACCAGCAGCAACCUCAACAGUCGGUCCCACUUUAUCCUCAGCAGCAGGGCCAGCAGCCGCAGCUGCAACAACAGCAGCAGCAACAGGGUCAGCAAUCCCAACAACUGGGAUAUCAGCCAAUGGCACAGCAACAGCAGACUUAUUUGAAUCAGCCUGAAUACGGCCAACAGGGACCGGGUGCCGCUCCUCUCAACAUGUUGUACUCAACAGAUCUUCUCAAGGAGCUUCCCCCACCUAUUGCAGAUCUCCAAUUUCCACCGCCACCAAUUGUGUUGCCGGCUAAUGCGACAACCACUGGAUCCGAGAGCUCUAAUGCGGACUACCAGUACUUCAGAUCCACUCUCAACGUGAUUCCAAACACAAGUAGCUUGCUAAAGAAGUCCAAGCUUCCAUUUGCCAUCGUCGUUCGUCCAUACAUCACUCUUCACGACUCGGACAAUCAAAUCCCAGUUGUUUCCGACUGCGUUAUUGCCCGUUGCCGCCGCUGCCGUGCCUACAUUAAUCCUUUCAUCCAUUUCACAGAGAAUGGUAGACGCUGGAGGUGCAACUUUUGUGGUCUUUUGAAUGACGUGCCGUCGGCUUUUGACUAUGACUCUGUUACAUCGCAGCCAGCUCAAAGGAUGGAAAGAAGCGAGCUUAACCAUGGCGUUGUGGAGUUCGUUGCUCCUCCAGAAUACAUGAUUCGUCCACCUCAACCUUUGGUUUACGUGUUUGUUCUCGAUGUCUGCAAGUUUUCCAUAGAUAACGGAUUGCUUGCGACGGUCACGAGGACCAUACUCGACUCGUUGGACAGAAUUCCAAAUAAGGAAGGCCGCGCCAGAAUUGCAUUCAUGGCUGUUGACAGUUCGAUUUCCUACUUUGCCAUCCCAAGAGACGAGGAAACCGACAAGGAGACAAAGAUGAUGAUUGUUUCCGACACAGAGGAGACACUUAUCCCUGCUCCAGAGGGUAUUUUGGUGAACUUGAAGGAGAGCAGGAAGAACAUCGAGAAGUUGCUCCAGGAGAUUCCAUCGUACUUCGCAAACAACAUGAGCACGGACUCUGCAUUGGGCCCUGCGUUGAAGUCUGCACACAGCCUGAUUUCAAGAAUUGGAGGAAAGAUCGAGGUGUUCACAUCCACCUUGCCGAACAUCGGAAUUGGUAAGUUGAAGGUUCGCGAUGAGAAUGCUGUUGCCAACAAGCCCAAGGAGGCAUCAGAGUUGCUCACGCCAAACUCCUCCUUCUACAAGUCGUUUGCUGUGGAAUGCAACAAGUCUCAGGUUACCGUGGACAUGUUUUUAACUGGAUCCUCGUACCAGGAUGUUGCCUCACUUUCAAAUCUUCCAAGAUUCACCGCGGGUCAGACGCACUUCUACCCAGCAUGGUCGGCAAACUCCGUUGAAGAUAUCACAAAACUUUCCAAAGAGGUUUCCAACCACCUCAGUAUGGACAUUGCUCUGGAGGCUGUGCUUCGUGUUCGUGGAUCAAACGGCAUGCGCAUGCAGUCAUUCUUUGGAAACUUCUUCAACCGGUCCUCCGAUUUGUGCUCCUUCCCAUCUUUCCCUCGGGACCAGUCAUAUGUCAUCGAGGUGUCCAUUGAGGACUAUAUCACAAAGCCGAUUGUCUAUUUCCAGUGUGCAGUUCUUCACACCACUUGCUUUGGCGAGCGUCGUAUCCGUGUCAUGACUCUGGCUAUACCAACUUCGAAGGAUCUCAAGAGUGUGUAUGCAUCUGCAGAUCAGCUUGCCAUCACAAACUACUUUACGCACCGUGCAAUAGAGAAGACGAUGUCCUCAUCCCUUGAUGAUGCACGUGACUAUUUGCGCAAGUCGGUGGUGGACAUUCUCAGCUUGUACAAGAAGGAAAUUGUUCCGGGCAACAUGGGCUCAUCUUCUCCUUUGCAGCUUUGCACAAACCUGCGAAUGCUUCCUUUACUGUUGCAGUCUUUAGCCAAGAAUAUUGCAUUCCGUUCAGGCCGCGUUCCAUCAGACCAUCGUGCUGCAGCAUUGAAUAAACUUGGAUCGAUGCCUCUUCCAUAUUUGAUCCGUGCAAUCUAUCCAUCGGUCUACAGCUUGCACACAAUGCCCGAUGAUUGCGGACUUCCAUACGAGGGUGAAGAGGAGGAAGGCGACGAAGAGCCUACUCAAAGUAGCGACUUGGAGCGUGGAGAAAUCGUCAUUCCAGAGCCUGUUAACGCCUCGUGCAUGAACUUGGCCCGCUAUGGAUUGUACUUGAUCGACAACACAUCGGAGUUAUUCCUCUAUGUUGGUGGAGAUGCCGUCCCACAACUUGUCGAAGAUGUGUUUGGCGUUCAGAACAUUGCUGACAUCAAGAUUGGCAAGGCUGAACUUCCAGAGCUAGAAAACGAAUUUAACACCAGAGUUAGAAACAUUAUCUCCAAGAUUAGAGAAGGAAAGGAUACCAUUGAGUAUCUGAACUUGUAUGUUGUCGUUGGCCCAGGAAGUAACGAGAGUGCUACUGCAAGCGCAAACAGAGAUUUGAUUCCGUUGCGUAUAUGGUGCAUGUCUGACAUGGUUGAAGAUCGUGCUACCUCAAAUGUUAGCUAUAAGGAGUACUUGGGACAGCUUAGAGAGAAAGUUUCAUCGUGA
Brettanomyces bruxellensis is the source of this 2862-nucleotide messenger RNA. RefSeq names its product COPII subunit (gene SEC24). The transcript has a single exon. Lineage: Eukaryota; Fungi; Ascomycota; Pichiomycetes; Pichiales; Pichiaceae. Gene Ontology annotation, cellular component: COPII vesicle coat; endoplasmic reticulum exit site. Gene Ontology annotation, biological process: COPII-coated vesicle cargo loading; endoplasmic reticulum to Golgi vesicle-mediated transport; intracellular protein transport. The coding region runs from base 1 to 2862 and encodes 953 amino acids. Gene Ontology annotation, molecular function: SNARE binding; zinc ion binding. The record is from RefSeq and is a predicted model, not a curated record.